Molecule: messenger RNA, 2184 nt
Organism: Closterium sp. NIES-65
Lineage: Eukaryota; Viridiplantae; Streptophyta; Zygnematophyceae; Desmidiales; Closteriaceae
Source: the annotation of a GenBank genome assembly
UGCAUGCGCCUUGCCACUCCAUGCAUGCGCCUUGCCACUCCAUGCAUACGCCUUGCCAGUCCCCGCAUGCGCCUUGCCAGUCCCUGCAUGCGCCUUGCCAGUCCCUGCCAGAGCCCACGGAACUUCCCCGCCAGGGUGCACUGGGCUGUGCUGCAAGGAACACAACUUCACUCUGUCCCUCCGUUCCCCUAUUCCUCCUUACCUUGCUCUGUUGUUUUCCCAUGCUGCUGCCAUGCCAUCCCCAACGCUCGUCCCUCCCUUUCUCCUUUUCUAUUCCUCUUUUCCUCCCGCCCUCCGUUCAUCUCCCUCCCUUGCUCUGUCGACCCUCAGAUGGCAGGAGGAGCAAGCAGCAAAGAAGAUACUUCCAGCCAGGAGCCACCGGCCGCUGCUGCUGCCAUUUCUAACGCUCAAAAUUUCUCCAUUCCUCUGUUCCUCCUUUCCACACUUCCUGGCUCUGUUGGCCCUCAGAUGGCAGGAGGAGCAAGCCGCAAAGAAGAGGCUGAGGAAAGCGGCAAAGGCGGAGGCGAGAAAGGGGGCAGAGGCAGGCAUGGGAGGGAAGGCAAUAUCCCAGGAGGGACAUGGGCCGACCUCGGUGGUGAUGCAUGCAGCGCCCACACUUUCCACGUGAGGGAGCUGCCACCGCUGGCAACAUUCCUCUGUGCUGGCAGCAUCAUGAUGCCAGCGUCGUUUUGCUGCCAGGAGCGCAUGGAUGCUUCCAGAACGCUGCUGGCAGCACGUUGGCAGCGCUCUCUAACCAUGCGCAGCAAAGUACCAGUAGGCAAGUCCUCACCUCGUCCUCACGUGCAGGUUAAUAACUACGGGCGAAUUAACUCGCCCGGCGAUGACAUCCGUGUAGCCAUGGCGAAGAACGCGAGCAAGGCGGCAAGUCCUACCGCCGCCUCCGGUGCGAGCUGUGACGGGGACGAAGCGAACGGCGACGACGCCGAGGAGGAUUGGCCGGAGAACGGCCACGACGACAGCGCUUCAGGCGACGAUGUAGGUCCUGCUGACAUCGAGGAGGACGACUGGUGGAAUCGGCCGGUCGGGAGCGACGACGAGGUGGAAGAGUGGCAUGUUGGUGAUUCCGACAACGACGGAGGUAAAGAUGCGCAUGGUAACAACGCGGAGGCAGCGGCGGAUGCACAGGAAGCGACGUCCAAGUCAAAGCGGGCCCGCGUGGUGCUCUCUGACGACGACGGUCCGGGGGAGGAGCGUCGCCCGAUACUCACCGCUGCGGAGAAGGGGAAAGCCAAGGUCGCGGAAGCCCCUGCUAAGGCCCCUGCUAAAGCCCCUGCUCGUCGCCGCACAAGCAACAAGAAGCUGACAUCCGACGGAGACCCGGGAUCCAGCAAGGGUGCGGCUAAGAAGAAGGCGAAGAAGGCGCCGAAUCCUGACGACAUCGUCGUGAACGAGCCGCUGGCAGCGACGAUGAGAAUCGUGGUCCAAGCACAGGACAACGGGUGGAUGGACGAGACCGCUGUGCAGACCUGGCUGUCCAAGGAGGUGCUGCCCCAUCUGAACCCCCAGCGCGGCCAGAACGCAAGGCAGGCGAUGCUGGUGUUGGACUCCUACCGCGGUCACAUCACCCAGACCAUGCUUCAGUCGUACCGCACGCACAGCAUCACCCCUGCAGUCAUCCCAGCGGGUUGGAACCUGCGGAGGCCUCCGCACCCCGUGGUGCUGCAGUGGAUCGCGGAGGCUUGGGAUCAAGUCCCCAAGCAGAUCAUCAUCGACGCGUUCCGCCACUGUGGGAUCUCGAGCAAGCUAGACGGAACAGAGAACCACCUGGUGAUGUCUCACCUGCGCGCCAGGAGCACCACCGAUGUCUCCGCGGACAUGUCUCUCGGGGGGACCACAGGCGACAACACGCGCCUGCUCGGUCGGGCUCCAGAGGAGGAGGAGGAGGAGGCGAUGCAGGCGGAGGGCGUGCGGGAGGUGGCGUGGCAACCGGCCUGGAGGUGCUCCACAGCAGAAGCCGCAGCAUCGGAAGCAGAAACAUCAGCCUGCACUGCAGUAGUCGGGGAUCCUAGCGGAGAUCCUUGUAAAGGAGAUGCUACUAACGGAGAUGAACCUAAAGGGGAAGCUGCAGAUCUGCCGUUGCUGUUGUUUAUGCCCAUCCACCAGUCCUUGCCCUCCCCAUGUGCCAACGCCACAGCAGCAGGUGCAUCAGGGGACGCAGACUGA